ACUAAAUGAUUAAAAUUUUAUAAAAAUGAUGUCAAUUUCUUUCUCUCUCCACAUCAAUCCAUCUCUCUUUCUCUCUCAUCCUCUCUGCAACAAAACCAACUCUCUCACAAAACUUUUCAACACUUUUUCACAAGCAAUCUCUCAUAGAGAGAAGAAAAAAAUAAAUUAAGUAUAGAAAAUCCAAGGUUUUCUCAUUCAAUCCAAAUCCAUUAUUCUGCUUCAUUUCUCUUCCCCUUUUGAAACCCCUUUUUACUGUGCUUCAAAGUUUCAACCUUGAUCUUCUUCACCCAACUUCAUAGUCUCUCUUUCAUUCAGAUUUUAGGGUUUCCAUUAUUACUGGGUCACUUUCAAGUUCAUUCCUUUGAUGGAUUUUUGUAGUGUUUGGUCUUAAAUGGGUUAAAGGGUCAAGGUUUCUAGUGCUAGAUUUUUCAGUGGGGUCGUGGAUAAAGUGUAGAGGAAUCACAUUGUGUUUUGUGUAAAAAGGGAGGGUUUUUAUCUACUUGAUAAGAUGUUGCUUUGUGUUCUUUUGUUUUGGGGGCUUUUAUGAACAGUGGUUGCUUUUUUUGGAAGCUUAUUUUGGAAGCAAUUUACUUCACUUUUGAACGUGAUAGAUAGUAUUUAGUGCUAUCAUGGACUCGCACAUUGUUCUCUUUUGAUCCAUUUUGCUUUCUUUUUUUUCUUUUGAAUUUCGGCUCAUUUUUACUUGUGAAACCCGUGAAAUUUCUCUCUUUUAUUUAUGGUGUUGGAGUAGUUGGUUUUAUUAAUUUAGUGUAAUUUGGUAGAUCAGGCUGGUUUAUUUUAUGGGUAGCAUUAAUGAUUUAGCAUCAGAAAAUUUUGGAUAUAAGGGUCAUUGGAUUCAUGGUGAUGGUUGUCAAUAGCUUUUGAUGAUGUUUUAGUUUUAGUCAUAGAAUUGGGGUUUCUCGCGGUGGAAUCUAAGGAGGCCAUGGUGAUGGAGGACAUAGGGUUGUUCAAUCAAGUUUGGCAAUGGGUUAGGUCCCGAAAAGAUGCCUGUUGGCGGGCUCGAACUGUGGUAGUGUGUUGUAGAGACAGAACUGCGAUGUUUAUGGAAAGGCAUUGGCCUACGGUGUGUAAGGGUUGCUCAAAGUUGGGGAGCUUACUUAGGUUAUCAUUGAUUUUUUGGAAGGAUUCUGCUCUAAGGGGGUUUCAAUCGUUCAUUAGGUUUGGUUCGGUGAUGCUCUUGCUUAUAAUGUGGAGCUGCUUUCUUAGUCUGACUUCGAUGUAUUGCUUGGUUUAUGUGCUUGUGAGUAUGGUUACUGCUGGUGUUGCGAUCCAAUACUUGGGUUAUACUCCUGGGCUUUUUAUCGUAGGGCUUUUUGCUAUUCUUAUUUUGUGGAUGUAUGCUAACUUCUGGAUCACAGGAUUGUUACUCAUAGUUGGAGGUUAUUUGUUCUCCCUAAAUCAUGCACGCUUGGUGGUAUUAAUUGGAACCGCAUAUGCUAUGUAUUCUGUUCAAGUAAAAGUUGGAUGGCUGGGUGUCAUCCUUGCCGUAAACCUUGCAUUUCUUUCAAAUGACAUUUUGAAUUUUCUGCUCCAAUUGUUUGACAACGUGAGUGAAAGUCCGCAUUCUGAAGAGCAGAAGCAACCAGAACCAGUUCCAGAAGAUGACUUUGCUGAAGCGUGUGAAUAUCCUAUCCCACCGGUUGAAUCUGAGAAUUUGCAGUCAUGCAAAUCAUCCAGUAAACCACCCGCUGUCACCGCAUCAGUUGUUGAUAAGCAGAAAGAACUUUUGGUCAAUAAAGUUGUUAGAGAGCAAACAAAUUCAAUUGAUGAAAUGAGAAGGAUAUUGAAGAGUCUGAAUCAUUAUGAAGCCCUUGGAUUUAACCGCCACAAAAAGAUCGACGCAGCAGUUUUGAAAAAGGAAUACCGGAAAAAGGCUAUGCUCGUGCAUCCUGAUAAAAAUAUGGGCAGUUCCAUGUCAAGCGAGUCAUUUAAGAAGCUUCAAUGUGCAUACGAGGUUCUUGCCGACUCUGUGAAGAAGAGAGACUAUGAUGAACAAUUAAGAAAAGAAGAAUCCAUGGCUAAAAGUGUCUGCCAGAAAUCCCACAGUAGUUCACAUCAGGAUAAUACGGAAUAUCGUUCUGAAGAAUCCAGACGGAUACAGUGCACAAAGUGUGGUAAUUCACACGUUUGGGUGUGCACCAACAGGAGUAAGGCCAAAGCAAGAUGGUGUCAGGAUUGCUGUCAGUUUCAUCAAGCGAAGGACGGCGAUGGAUGGGUCGAAUAUAAGGGGUCUUUAGUUUUUGACAGGCCUCAAAAAGUUGAAAUCCCGCGUGCUUUCGUUUGUGCGGAGAGUAAAAUAUUUGACGUAUCGGAAUGGGCUAUAUGUCAGGGAAUGGCUUGUAGGCCUAACACUCAUCGACCAAGCUUUCAUGUAAACAUGGUUGGUUUAGAGAAAAGCCAGCGCUGCAAUUCAAGUAGAUUCCCAUGGGAUUUGGACGCCGAAAUGAUGAUGGACGAAGACGAAGAGGCGUUUGACCUGUGGCUUCAGCAGGCUUUAGCAUCCGGUCUCUUUUGCGAGUCUUCCAAACGCAGGAAGAGUUGGAGUCCAUUCAAAUUGCCUCAAAAGAAAGGGAAAAAACAAUGGCGAAGAACGUCGUGCUGAAAAGCUCAAUAGGGAAAAUUCAUGGUUCAUUGCCUUAUCCCUAAGGGAUUGGAUGGAGUAAACAUUUUGUAGAAGAAAAUCAAAAUGGAUUGUUGAGAUCAAAACUAAAAGGAAUUGCUAGCUAGCAACAGUCGAAACAGGAUGAGUCAUGAGAGAGCCAAAAACCUUGGCUUCUAGAAGUUUCACACAUUGCUCAUAUUCCUUAAGGUUUUCAGAACUGAGCAUAAGUAAUGUGGCCUUUUGUAUUCUUGUUGUUCUUAUGUUAGAUUAGAAGGUACUCUUUUUCAAUGCUUACUAAGGACUAGUCUUGGUCCUUUGUAUAUACAUGCUAAUAAAAAAAAUUAUCAUUUGCCUUCAAA
This is a messenger RNA of Lathyrus oleraceus (garden pea), 2982 nucleotides long. RefSeq lists its product as uncharacterized. The transcript is spliced from 9 exons. The record is from RefSeq and is a predicted model, not a curated record. Lineage: Eukaryota; Viridiplantae; Streptophyta; Magnoliopsida; Fabales; Fabaceae. Bases 944 to 2623 code for a protein of 559 amino acids.